UCAUGCUGCUGCCAGGUCCAGAGUCUCUCAUGGGUCCCUGUACGGCCUCCCAUUGCUGCUGUCUCCAUCGCCACACUCUGCCAUGUGCCACUUUCAGGUCUCCUCACACUGCUGCCUGGGGUUCCAUUUUGUCAUAGGGUGCUGGCAGAUUACGGGCCUCCCAUUGCUGCUGCCAGGCCUUAAUCUGCCAUGGGCCCCUGUACCGCCUCCUCAUGCUGCUGCCAGGUCCACAGUGUCUCAUGGGUCCCUGUACCGCCUCCCAUUGCUGCUGUCUCCAUCGCCACACUCUGCCAUGUGCCACUUUCAGGUCUCCUCACACUGCUGGUGUGUUCCAUUUUUUGUC
Molecule: messenger RNA, 343 nt
Organism: Staurois parvus
Lineage: Eukaryota; Metazoa; Chordata; Amphibia; Anura; Ranidae
Source: the annotation of a GenBank genome assembly